Callorhinus ursinus (northern fur seal) is the source of this 2667-nucleotide messenger RNA. It is a transcript of the gene TTC4, whose product is annotated as tetratricopeptide repeat domain 4. NCBI's taxonomy places the organism in Eukaryota, Metazoa, Chordata, Mammalia, Carnivora, Otariidae. Gene Ontology annotation, molecular function: Hsp90 protein binding; Hsp70 protein binding. Gene Ontology annotation, cellular component: cytosol; nucleus. The record is from RefSeq and is a predicted model, not a curated record. Gene Ontology annotation, biological process: protein folding.
CGCGGGCGGGCGCGGCCGGGAGGACUGAGGGAAAGGCACACGCGCUGCCGGAAGUGGGCGCGCGGCUCUCGCGGUCCGGACCGUGGCGGCAGAGCUGAGGGGUCGCCAUGGAGCAACUUGACCCGGACGCUGCCGGCGAAGAUGCCAUGGACUCGUUCCUGGAAAAGUUCCAGAGCCAGCCUUACCGUGGCGGCUUCCACGAGGACCAGUGGGAGGAGGAAUUUGAAAAGGUCCCCCUAUUUAUGAAGAAAGCGCCAUCUGAAAUUGAUCCCAACGAGAAUCCUGACUUGGCUUGCCUUCAGUCAAUUAUUUUUGAUGAAGAGCGAUCUCCAGAAGAACAGGCCAAGACCUAUAAGGAUGAAGGCAAUGAUUACUUUAAAGAAAAAGACUAUAAAAAAGCUGUGAUUUCGUACACUGAAGGAUUAAAGAAGAAAUGCACAGACCCUGAUUUGAAUGCUGUCCUUUAUACCAACCGGGCAGCAGCACAGUACUAUCUAGGCAAUUUUCGUUCUGCUCUCAAUGAUGUGACAGCUGCCAGAAAGCUAAAGCCCUGCCACCUCAAAGCAAUAGUAAGAGGUGCCUUAUGCCAUCUGGAACUGAAAAACUUUGCUGAGGCUGUGAACUGGUGUGAUGAAGGGUUGCAGAUUGAUGCCAGAGAGAAGAAGCUUCUGGAAAUGAGGGCUAAAGCAGACAAGCUGAAGAGAACUGAGCAGAGGGAUGUCAGGAAAGCAAAGUUGAAAGAAAAGAAGGAGCAGAAUCAGAACAAGGCUUUACUCCAGGCCAUCAAGGCUAGGAACAUCAGGCUAGUCUCUGAAGCUGCUGGUCAGGAUGAAGAUUCAGACUCAGAAGGUCUAGGUGAGCUUUUCCUGGAUGGGCUCAGCUCGGAGAACCCCUAUGGAGCCAGGCUGAAUGUAGACGAGCAGGGCGGGUUAAGCUGGCCUGUGCUCUUUCUGUACCCGGAGCACGCCCAGUCGGACUUCAUUGCUACUUUUCACGAGGACUCCAGGUUUAUUGAUCAUCUAAUGGUGAUGUUUGGUGAAACGCCCUCUUGGGACUUAGAGCGGAAAUACUGCCCUGAUAAUUUAGAGGUCUACUUCGAGGAUGAAGACGGGACAGAACUCUACCGGGUGCCUCUCAAGAGCACACUACUGCAGGUGCUGCAGCACCCCAGCUUUGGGGUGUUCUUGGACCAUAAAGGAAUCCCCUCAGUGGAUCUGUAAGUUGACUCUUGGACUAUUUUCCCCUAAGCUUUGAGCAAAGCAAAUGCUCUUGCAUUUAGGCUAAAGGAGCCCGAUGUAUUGGGCAUGAGGGUGGUUGGGCAUGGUAGGAAAGAGGCUGGAGAGCUGGGCUAGGGCCAUUCACGGAAGCCUCGAAUGCCCUGCUCAGGAGCAUGCUUUAUCCUGAUAGUGGUAUAUGGAGCCACAGAGGAUGUGUAGGUAAAAUUUAUAGAGUAGUGUAUAGAUUUUAUGUGUACUAGUUGAUGGUGAAGCAUGAGGUGCGGGGUGGAUUGGCAAAGAGAUUUCAGAGGCAGACUGGAUGGGAAUUGGUGAUGUGGUGACUGACCUGGUAGGAGAUCCAGCUGGUCUCUUGAUGCUUCUGCUUUGGCUUGUCAGGCAGGAGGUGAAAAUUUCUUCAGAUAUGAAUGAUGACUUCUCUUAGUAGGGUUUUUUUUUUCUGGCACUAAAUCUCCGUUCUAGUUUAUAGACAAAUUUUUUCCAUUAUUUAGUGAAUUAUUACCAUAAUUCUUUAAAGGCCUGAGGUCCACUCUGCCCAUCUCCAAAAAAUGGGGGAGAAAUCUAAACAAAGUAGAUCUGUGGAGGAAAGCCAAUUUCAUGCUUCUCAGAACACGUAAAUGCUGCUGGAAAUGUUUACUUCUUAAAUGACUGGCAUAGUGAGAGGCUACUCGGGGCAGGAUUCUGGCAACUUCAGGCCCUGAACUGAGUGGAGCUAAGAUAGAGCUCCCGCCCCCCCUUGGUCCAGAUCCAAGCACACUGGGUAAUGCAAACACUCUUCAGUCUGGGAGGCUAAAGCCUUGCCUACCUCUCCGACCUGCCCCACUCCACUUGCUUUUUGCCCCAACAACAGCAAAUGCUCUGGUGCCGUGCACUUCCUCACUUUUGCGCCCCUGUGCCUCAUCACUACCCCUAUUCUAAAUUAAAGUCAAGAUGGACAAGGCAUCUUCCAGGAAGCUUUUCUUGAUUCCCCUUCCCUACGGAGGGAAUCAUGCCCUUUGGACUAACGCUGUACCUCACAAAUGCUUCUGCGAUUGUUUUUGUUGUCAUUAAUUGAUUACUUAUCUCCCUCCCCUCAGGACUUGAAAGCAGGGAUGAUGGGUUUUGUUUUUAGCACAGGGCCCAAGUUACCCUGGGCAUGCACUGUUGAAUGAAGGAAUGAAUGAAUGAAAGCAAACAAGCAUGUUCUUAUACUUUGAUUUCAUGUUUAGCCACAGGCAUACAUGAUGCUAGAGGAUUGGCCCAAAUGUUCUGGCUAGGUUGUAGGGGGGAGAGGAUCAUGCUAAUUUGACAGAUAUGUAAACAACCAAAAAAAUAAGUGUGCUAAACUUGCAUUUUAAUGUUGACUCACAUCCAAAGGUUCACCUUGAAUGUGGUUGGGGAGGUGCCUGGAUGAUUAAGAUCAAAAUUCAAUUAACCCCUUCUUCUGUUGUGU